This is a messenger RNA of Cydia pomonella (codling moth), 14987 nucleotides long. Its product is annotated as cytochrome P450 18a1-like. The transcript has 7 exons. Gene Ontology annotation, molecular function: iron ion binding; heme binding; oxidoreductase activity, acting on paired donors, with incorporation or reduction of molecular oxygen, reduced flavin or flavoprotein as one donor, and incorporation of one atom of oxygen. NCBI's taxonomy places the organism in Eukaryota, Metazoa, Arthropoda, Insecta, Lepidoptera, Tortricidae. The record is from RefSeq and is a predicted model, not a curated record. Gene Ontology annotation, biological process: xenobiotic metabolic process. Gene Ontology annotation, cellular component: intracellular membrane-bounded organelle; cytoplasm. The coding region runs from base 5964 to 7508 and encodes 514 amino acids.
UAUUUUAUUACACAUUAGAUAUUUAGUAUAUUAUAUUAAGUGGUGGACUUAAAGCCUUAAGGCAUUCUCUACCAGUCAACCACUGGGUCAAAAAGGUGCAGGCUUUUCGUUACGGAACCUUAAAACAUACUACAUAAGUGAAUGCGCUUCUGUGGGUACAAGCUCUGCGGGCUUUCGAUAUUUUUUUGCAUGUCGUGAUAAGUAUAUUUGCACCCAUACUGAAAAACAUUGAAUGAAUUAACAACCAGCAUUUAAAGGAGGACCUGCAAUUAUCAGAAAAUCGUGACUUAUGUCUUUAAACAAUGAAAGAGGUGUAACUUGUCUCAAAAGUGUUGAGACAUCCAGUAACAACUCUUCUAAUAAACUAUGGUAAGUAAUGUUUCGGUCAUAUAGGUCAGGCGAGUCGGCGGAACACCCACUGCCAUUUAAAGGUAGACUUCCGUAUCCAGUACCGACUGCAGCAAGAGACAAGUUGCUGUUGCAAUAUUUGUUGGCUUGAACCAAAGUGUCAACGACCUCAGCGUCGUCGCCUUAAAGUUUGUCUUCUAAAUAGUAAGCGAACGUUUUGGUGUACCAUAGGGUGCUUUAUAAUAAUUCCGAAAAAGGCAUAAUUGCAGCAUAAGUUGUCUAAAAAUAAGAGUAGCUACGGUCUGUGACGUAGGCACAUAUAUCCCAAAUUAAAAAAGUAGCCUAUUAGUUAUGCCGUAAUUUAGCUAAUUUUCUUGUAAUAUUUAGUGUACUUAAUCACAUCACACACAAACACUACCUAAUACCAACACUUGCAAAGUAAACACUCACACUUGAAAUUGUAACUAUAAUAUUUUAAUUUAGUGGCUUGAGGAAGAGGAGGAGAGGAUACCCCGAAAAUGCCUGCUGUUUGUCUGUUGAGCGGUCACCACGAUAUAUGCCUAGAGCCUAGUGUGGGAUAAUACUUCCUUUUUUAAUGUUCAUAAGAACUGAAACAUGUCGAAUACUCAAAUAAGCAAGAGCAAUCGAGCGUUGAUCUGACACACACAUCGCAUGUUGAUGCGGGUGAAAAACGUGACUAAGCACCUACGCGAAUUUUUUAUACCUACACUAAAAGCAUUUUUCGGGUGUAUACCUCUAGAAAUUCCAACAUUGAUUAUUAAAGAGUAUUUUCUUAUGAAUUAGAAAGCAACUACAUGUAGGUUCCAAAUAAAUAUAAUUAUUACUAGAGCCAAGAAAAUAUCCUUACGAAAAAUAAUGUUUAUGCAACAUAUCUAUGGAAUAAUCCAACAGUUAGUUUCUAGUGUCCUUGUUUGUGGGUAGCUCACUCCUAAUGAUAAACUUCCGGAUGACCUCAGCUUAUCUCAUGAAAGUCUUCUAGAAGCGGUCAGUUAAAAACAGUAGGUCAAGAGUUACUCGCUUGCGAUCGCUUUGGGCGGGAGGGUGCCUUUACGUUUCACUUUCGCCGCAGGCGCAGCGGUCCGCUGGGUCGUUGCCCCCCUGUCCUCGUCCGCGUGCCGAUUAGAUAAUUUUUCGCGCUACGUUGUCAAAAUACUCAUGACCUAAUGGUACAGUGAGCGCGGCCGUUGAACCCGCGAGCGCUGCGCCCGCGCCUUGCGCUGCGAGUCGACACAGAGUACGAAUUAGGAAUACUUAUCGGUAGAAAUAGACAAUCUCGUUUCAGUUUCAUGGCAGCGUGGCUAUGUCAAAAUAAGGAUUAUUACUUAAUUCUAAUUAACCAGUUCAUUAAACUUUGCCGAUUCGACAAAUCUACGUUGACAUGAAAACAAAAUGAGAUUAGGUAGGUAAGACUAUUUAUUUGUAGGUCAAAUAUUUAUCGCGUCCUAAUAAUUGAUAUCGGUAAAAAACACAUACACACACACAAUAUGUUAGGAAAACAAGUAGAUAUCAGAAGCCGAUAAAAACGAAAAACAACCUCUCAUCGCCUGUCAAAGAAGAGGCGUUCUUACUGCAAGCAUGUUUUAAGUUUCCAAAGGCAACAUUCGAUAUUGUUUUUAUACAAUUUAAAUAUACAAUACACAAAUAAUCGUAAAUAAAGAUACUUAGGUAAUAAUAGUACAAUGUUUUAUAUUUACAAUUGUUUCUGUCUUAUAGAACAUGCAUAAAAAAAUACUUGUUUUUCUUAUUUUUUCGCAACUGUCACACACUGUCUGUACGUACGUGUACGUCGUUCGAUACACGUACGGAAAUGUCAUUCUUCACUCGUCCCGAGUCUUGACAUACUUAAGUAAUGACAUACUUUCCGCACUAGCAUCGAAAUGUAUUAACCCAAGCAGAAACGGUCACGGUUCGCUCGCGCUUCGCACUUGCUCGAUUAAUGGUUGCCCGCUGUCAGGAAAUAAAAUUUACAGAAAAGGCAAGAUCAAACCUGUUUAUGCGUUUUCAACUAGGAGGAUUUAACAACUGGAGACGCCUCGUAUGUAAUUUUCUGUACAAAACAGUCUACCAAUUUUUUGCAGGGGAGGGGUACGUCAAAUGUAUGACUAUUUGUAUUUUACGAUGUCAGAUAAACGUCAGUCUAUACAAUACAUAUGACCAUUGGCUGAGGUUUUUGACAUAGGGGUAAGCUCAUAAAGGCGACUCCGGUUGUUAAAUCCUCCAAGGUUUUCUAUUUUAAAUAACUUACUUUAAAAUCAAGCAUCGUCACUUUACUUAUUUGUAUAAGAAAUAUUUUAGCUUAGGACGGACUGAAAAUUUGUAUAAAAUUUUAUUUUCCUGUACUUAGUCUUAGUACCUAUCACAAUUUCCCACUCGAAGAUUUUACAGAAUACCGAAUGUUUAAACAUCUCCGGAGGUGCUCCGAAUAAUAGGGCUUUCAAACUUUCAGCGAGAAUAUCAUUUCUCUCUAGGUUCAGUAAUGUGUGCGGCACAGAAAGAAACAGUGAAAUGAGGCCAGCGUUUCAAACGUCUUACUCGGAGACGCAGUUCUGCGGGCUCGGGAAACCUUUGUUUUUUACUAGUUGAUACUUCAAAUACACUUCAUACAUAUUAUACAUUUAUACUAGGGGACAGAAAUAGAGACAUCAGCAUCACAGCUUCACUAACGUAAAGAACUGAAACAGACUAUUUCAUACAGGAAGUAUGCAGUGGGGUUUUAUGGUGAGAUUACUACUUUGGGGAAAUUUUCUUGGUAAUAGUCAUAGGUUGUGUGGUUAAGUUAGUAAUUAAAUUAUAUUACUUUAUUUUAAGUUUACCUGAUGGCAGUUCAUGGUAGGAAACCGCGCUGGAUCGGGACAGGUGGCGUUCUCUCAUUUCGGAGGCCAAGAUUAUUUUUUGAUCGCUGAGCCAAAGUAGUUAGUUGAUUAGAUUGGUUAUAGAUCGAGUCAUUUACUAUGACGCGCAGAUUUGUCACAUCUAAUCUUUAAUUGUAUGACAUUACAAACCAGAGCACGCGGCUUCGUGAAUGAAACGAUCUAUAUGCAUAGUUAUUCGACUUAGGAUCAAAGCAAAUUAUUUAAGGCUUUAGCCGCGGAAGCUGAAGACGUUGGUUCGAUUCCGGCCUCGGUCACUUUUUAUUUAUUCUUUACUAGGUAUGAUAUGUAUAUUUCAGUGCGUAGUUAUUGUUUACAUCUUACAAUAUUAUUUGCAAGUAUUUAUAUUCAAUUAUUGAAAUGAUUGGGUUCCAAUGCGAAUUUAAACGCUCGAAUUUUUAAUUAAUUUUUGAAUUUUUUGUACACCACGUCAAGCACGUGAUUGUACUCGUAUUUAUAGAUGCCUAAUUUGAGUAUUAUAGUUAAAAGCAUUUUAAUUGCGUCGAUCGUUAAUAACUUUUAUAUCUUAGCGGAAUACCAAGAUAUGCGCAUUAUAGAGGAGUCAAGUUCAUUUUCUUCGAACUAAUGUUGUAAACACCGCGAUGUAAUGCUUAUAUAACAGAAGCCAAUGACCGAUAGCUUAAUUACACGCUAGGUAGUAAAAUCAUUCGAACACCGAUGCAAAAUACCUAUAGAUCUAUUGCGCCAAUGCGCUGUAAAUCGAGACGUAAAACUUAUGCCUUGGAGUCUUAUUUCUAAUGGCAAUCGAGGUGUAAAUAAAAUGAGCAUAGACGUCAUUCAUUGCGAUUGUAUUCGAGCGUCCUUGCUCGUGCGUCGAACCCGGAACAUGCACGGCGCUCGUGAGAACAGCACGGUGGCCCGAUAACGUCUGAUUUCUACUUAUCCAAAUGCUGCUUACGUAAGCUGGUGAUGUUCGAUAGCGAAACGACCUUCGCGGUCAAUACCCCGCGCUGACAACGGUUAAUGACCUAUUUACCUACUCCAGUUUCAAACUACUAAGAGGUGAUUAAACUCCGUCUAUUUGUGUAUCUUAAUAAAUACAAAAUUUAUUUAUAUUUACUUGCUUAUCUGCACAGUUAGGUAUAUUCUGUUUGUUGACUUUGUUCGAAACGUUGGACGGGUUCUACAAACAUCAGCUGAUUAUAAAAUAAAUUGGAACUUAGUGGCAAUUCAACCGUUGGACUAAGGAAUGGUUCAGUAAAAUAGUGGCAGUGCAGUAUUUUUUAUUUUUUACUCAUUAUGCAGCAGUUUAUUUUUUUCAGUAAUCUAUAGAUAAAAUACAUAAUAACAAUAAAAUCAUUUUGAGAAAUAUCAGAUUGUUUGAAUUUCUCAUUUUUAUUGCAAUGUACUUCGUAACUUUUUGUACAACACAAUUUGACAAUCUUCACCUACCGUUUUCUACAAUGCCACACUUAAAUUUCAAUUUUCACAACUAGUUGUAUGCUUUUAGGAAUAUCAUCUUACGAGUAAAUUACACCAAUAAACUGGAGUUCUUCUUCGGUAGUCAGGAAGUCUCUCCAAUCUAACCUCUGACAGAGGUUUUUCUAUGGGAGACAAAUUUCUGCAAAAAUCGCAAAUACGCAAAAAUGGAAAUUCCAUGUAACUACCUCAAAGUGAAGUCAAAUCAAAAAAGUGCAAUAUCGAACAUAAGACAAUUUAAUAAUAUAUUAAGUAGCUUAUCAAACUUAAAGAAGAAGAAAAACUGUUGAUACUCAUCAAAAAAUGUACCUAAUAGUCAUAUUCUUGUACCUACAUAGUUUGCACAAUAAAUAUUUCUGAUUCUGAUUCUGAUUCUGAAAGAAAAAACUAUGUUUAUGAGAAACACCUCAUAAAUUCUCUCAGAAGACGCUGUUCAAAAAGUCUUAGGAGACAUGUAAUAUAAAAGGCGAACACUUUAAUUCGCCCUUUUAUUUUAAAUACGAUUGUAUUUAAUUGUAUAGAAUAGUAUGUACGGAUUACUACAAAAAUUCGCUACUUAAAAAUUAUCACUAAAUAAAAUGAAAAACCCACAUAAUGUGCUGCUACUUUUUUUCUGAACUACUCCUUAUUUCGUUUCUUCGGGUCCAUACCAUUUUUAUGUCUUGUUUAGUUUUAUAUUAGAACCUUAAUUACGUAUCAUAGCUUCGUCAAAUCGUGUUGUAUCAGUGUGUAUGGAAAUUGUGCAGUAGCGGGCAACCUGCAGUUAGGAUGACACCUGUCCGUCCAAUUUAAUAAUAUUUACGAUUUGAGUGUAUAUAUUUUUAGAUGGUUAUGUUGGCUAAUUAUGUUUGCGAAAUAAGUGUUAUAUGUGUUUAAUACAUUAUGAAAAAGUGGAUAUUAUUGCAUUAAAUGUUAGUCAAUUACGAGUAUGCAAGUACAACAAACAAUAACAUGUCUACAUUGUAAUUUAAACACAAUAACAUAAUAGUUGAAUAUUGAAAAGUGUACCUAUAUUUUAGUGCAAUCGUAAUUAAUAUAAAGAAAUUAUGGCAACAUUUUUAAGUAUACACCGUAAGAAUAAGAAUUGAAUACUAGGGGUAGAAAAUACAAAAUAAACAAACGCUUCCAUCCACUACCGUUCGUUUUUUGCUAACAAUUACGGAUAUGUUAAAUGCAAUAUCAAUGACAGUUCUAGUAUAUAAAUCCGGCGUACAUACGUAGCCUUGUCAUAAAUCUGCUCGCUCGCAUGCCGCGUUUACGUUUUAGCAAAAAUCUAACAGUAGAAUGUUUCAAAACCUUGAGCACUAUUGUCGAGCGAUGCUCUCCUCCUUUACUCCUGACUUGUUGACAAUAUUUGUGUAUAUUUUCCACUUCCUGGUUUUCAGUACUUUAUUUGCAAGUAUUCAUAACGUGUUGAAACUACCGCCAGGGCCAUGGGGGUUACCAUUUUUGGGAAGUUUGCCAUGGAUGGGGCGCGGCGCGCCUCACUCCUGGCUACUGCAGCAAGCGGCUAGCUACGGCGACCUUACUUCAGUGCAACUUGGUUCCAACCUGAUGGUCUGCAUCGGAUCUUCCAGAAUUCUGAGGGACUUGUUCAACCGACCUGACUCUAUUAGCCGCCCGCAUACGCCUCUCAAUAACUUGUUGUGUGGUCGAGGAAUCGUUCUCAGCGAAGGCCUGCUCUGGAGGAAGCAGCGUCAGUUUCUACAUGAGAAGUUUCGCGCUCUUGGUGCCAGCGGUGUUGGUAUCAACCAGAGAUUUGAACAUUGCGUUAUCGUGGAGAUAGAAGAACUUUUAACAAAGUUUGAAAGCACGAAAGAGCAGCCAAUAGACCCGACGAGUGUCCUGGGCAGGCAUGUCCACAACGUCAUAUGCCAGUUAAUGAUGAGCUUCCGUUUUGAAGAAAAAGACCCUGAGUUCAAGAACUUCAAUGAGCGGGUCACAAAAGGCAUGGAGCUGUAUGGAGCCAUACAUAUCGGGGAGCAUGUGCCGGCCUACUUGCACCUGCCAGGUAAAAAGUCAGUGUUAAAGGAAAUCCGACGAAAUCUGCGAGAUAUCAGCGAGUUUCACGUGCGGAAAGUGGCCGAACGCCGACAACAACUCUGGGAUGUCAACAUGGAUAGCCACGUGCCAACUGAUCUGUUGGACUAUUACUUGCUCGAGUUACGAAAUAAUUCUGUUGGUUCCAAACUCUUUGACGGAGUUGAUCCAGAUGAACAGAUAGUCCAAGUAUUCAACGACCUUUUCUCCGCUGGUAUGGAAACCGUCCGGACGAGCCUACUGUGGGCCUUACUGAUGAUGCUCCGGAACCCGUUGGUAGAGGCCGCGGUGCGCGCUGCGCUUGCCGAAGUAGUUGAGCCAGGGCAACUGGUCACUUUGGAGCACCGUGCGAGGCUGUACUAUAUUGAAGCUGUGUUGUAUGAAACUCUGAGGAUCGUGUCAGUGGUGCCAUUAGGAACGACGCAUGUUAAUUCUUCUCUUUGGAAAGUUAAUGGCUACAAAAUUCCUGCCGGCACCCACCUCGUGCCACUACUGAACAAAAUCAACAUGGACCCGGAAUUCUUUCCUGACCCCAACAACUUUGCCCCGGAGAGGUUCAUAAAAGACGGUAAGGUCGAACUCCCGGACACCUUCAUCCCAUUCGGAGUCGGUCGCCGCGUGUGCCUCGGGGAGCAAGUGGCUAAAUCAGAACUCUUCUUAUUCUUUGCAAACAUUAUGAAUUGCUUUAAGUUUUUUUUACCCCAAGGUGAACUUAUGCCAGAAUUGGAAGGCGUUAUGGGCAUUACUCAUGCUCCUUUACCUUAUAAAUUAUGCUUUAGAAAAAUAUAAUAUUUUAUUUUUAAUCAAUAUCAUCAAUGGAUUGAUUCAAGUAUAAUAGCGAUUCCUGUUGGAACCAAAGUUGACAUUACUAUUGUUUUCUAUCGUAGUGCAUGUGAUCAAAAACUAUGUAAAAUGAAGCAUCAAUUGAAAUACUAUAGUAUUACACGUAGUUUAUAGUAGCACACGUUAUGUUCAUAUCAUACUAACCUACUCUGAAGAACCUACCUACGUUUUAUUUUAUGUGUUGUAUAAUGCGGUUGUACAAUAAGCAUCUAUCGAAUCAGUUCUACAAAUACGAGCGCAAACUCUUAUUAGAGACUGGAUUAAAUUUUGAAUUUGAAGCUAGUACGUAUUGGGAUCAGAAAUAUAUAUAAUAAAGGUAGGUACAUAGUAUGUACUAUAUAUGUUGUGAUUGUAUUAUACAGUAUAUUAUGCAAAAAAUAUAUACAUUUUUAAUAUAUUAAUCAUAAAAUAGUAAAAUAUAUCAAAAAUUAAAUAGGGUAGGUAGGUAAUUUUGUCUAUAAAUAGGAAAUUCCCACGUGUAGGAAAUGUGAAAUGACCAACAACCAUGGCAAAUUAUGCUGAUAUAACUGUUAUACCUAGAACCUAUACGUAUUUUUCCUGUUGUGUAUUUUAUUAUUAUUCUGAUCUUCAUGAACUACCACCUAAUAUAAAUGUUUUAAUGUUUCAUGUUAAUGUGCUCUACGAGUCUAUCCAGCCAUACAUGUAAGAGACAGAAUGUGACCUUCUAGUUUCCCAUUUACACUGGCCCUCUUUCUAUUUAUUUCUCAUACGUAUUACGAGUACCUAAUAUUUGCGCCAAAUACCAGAAAUCUAUGACUGGACUUGGUUAUCAUCAUCAGCUCUAUGUAUGUUAUACCAUUGUUACGGAACCAAAUAAUGAUUUUAUGUAGAUUUUGUGUGAGUUACGAACUACUUGGCGACUAUUAGAUACUGUUAUAACCAAUUAAAUUAAAAUUAGAAAUUAUUUAUAUUUGUAUUUUUUUAUAAGUAGACACACUACUAUAAACUAUGAACGAAAUAAAUGUCUUAUACAAAGGAAAAAGAAAACUAGGAAGAAAGAAGGAAGCUGGAAGCCUUAGUAAGUUUUCGUUUGUAUUUGACAUUUAUAAAUAUAAAUAUGUAUUUAACAUAAAAAUGCAAAAAAUCGUUUGUUUUUUUGUUCCAUCCGGAACACGGAUACAAUUUACUUAAAAUAUGAGCAGAAAAAAAUAUCGUUGAUGAACUUGAUAUUUUUCUCCACACAUUUAUUUUUAACAUCACACUAAGUACUUCUUUAAAUAAGAUGCUGGUUUAAAACUUGAGAUCAUGUGUGGAACUUGUGUUAACGUAAUGAUUAAGACGUAUUUUGUUUCAAAGAUCACGGGCAUGACUUUACAGAUAAUAAUAUUGUUUUAAUUAAAUUAGUAUUAAAAUGUCAUUAAAUGUUAUCAAUACUAUGUUUUAUCAAGAUAAUUAUCUUUUAUGGUAUUAUAAUCUUAAGUAAAUUGCAUUGCUGCUUAACUUGUUCAUUAUUUAAAAAUUACAGAAAUAAAUUAUUCGUUAAGAAAACGACAUUAACAAUACGUAUUUUAGUCAAUCAAUACAAUCACUGAUUGACUUUUAUUUUACAUUAUUUAGUAUUUUAAGUACUAGACGUAAUUAUUAUGUUUAUAUAACGUUUUAUUAACGUAGAGCCUAAUUAAAACGAAAUUAAAUUGAAAAUUAAUAUAUAACAUUCAUAACAUUACUAUGUAUAUAACAUUUCACGAAAGUAUUGACUCUAGCUCUCAUUAUUGAUGUGAUUAAAGAAUAGUAAUUUUAUUAUUCCACUUGCUUUUUUGAAGUGUCAGAACUAACCUAAACCUUACCUAACAGUUCAUUGAAAAACCUGUUUAUGUAAAGGUAUUCCUAUUUCUAUUAUAAGAUUCAUGUGUAUUUUUUUAUAAUUAGUUUUAAAAUACAUCAGAAUUGCUAGAGUUUGGUUUUUAUUUUGUACAUGUAUAUUCACCAAUCUAAAUAAUGAAAAUAUCCUCAUCAAGUGUCAACUUUUAACCAUCUCAUUUAACUUAAAAAUAUAAUUAUUUGAUGUUCCUUGGAGCUUGGGACGGAUGUUAGUGUGGGAUGCUACCUGCGUAGACACACUAGCACCAUCCCACCUCCAACGGACUAAUGUAAAAGCAGGCGCAGCGGCGAAAAGCGCCGAAAAUUUUAAACGUAAUAAAUAUGUUUUGGUAGAGAGUACCAUUUUGUACCAUUUGGCGUUGAAACUCUAAGUCCAUGGGGACCCAGCGCGCACAAGUUUUUUGGAGAAAUCGUGCAACGCCUGGUUGACGUAACUGGUGACCGAAGAGCUGGCGGCUUCGCAAAACGUAUUAGUAUUGCGAUACAACGAGGAAAUGCCGCCAGCAUCCUUGGUACAAUGCCUCAAAGGCCUAUUUUACAUAUAAGCUAGUUAUAGUAAUCCUCUGUAUAUAUCCAUUAUCAUUAUGUAUAUUGUUUAUGUAAAUAAAUAAUUCCUAUAACAAGUUUACACUAAAAAAUAUAUUUGAUGUCAUAAUAUAGUUUUGAAAGUAGACGACAACUCAACCUAACUAAUAAUAAAAUAUGCAACAUCCCUAUUAUAAUUUAUUGGCAUUUAUAGCAAGGUCCUAAAUGUACCAUAUAAAUAAAAUAAUGUGUUUACAACUAAUUUGUUGCGCAAUCUUCUCUAAAAGAUUAGCUAGAAAACCCAGAUGACCGCGUCGGUAAAUGCCGAUAUGUAAACAUUUACGAUAACAUAAAUGUCCCAGCGGUUAAUAUGACAUAAAUUGCCUCUUUCAAUCAUAAUUAGUAUUACUGGAUGCAACUAAAAAUAUAUUGCGACUGCAGAAACGAUGCUGAUGCAGCGUGGCAGGAAAUGGGCGAUAUCAGUGUCAAUUUAGAAGGAAGCGUAUUCUGAUUAUAAUAAUAGAUUAUCAAUUUGAUCUGGAUUUGUUAUAGAUAUGAUCUGUCAGUGUCAGAAGUGAUAUUUCUAGUUGAAAAAACUCUCACGGGUUAACCUGUUACAAUUACAAACAUAAUACGCCUGUUGGUUCUAUUUGGUCUAUUUCCGCAAUGCGGUUUAAUACAGCACCAUCUGGAUCGCAAUUCAAUGCUAUUCGCAACGAAAGUUUUUUGUGCACCAGUUCGUACCGGUACCCACGACUACUUUGUUCCGAUUAUAUCAUACCCAUGGUUCUUCAAAGCAUGAAUUGAUUAAUUCUAGUCGUCCCCUUUAUGACGUGAACCUUGAAAAUUUAAAGGAUUCUAAAGCACAAAGGACUAUUGAAUGUUAUUUUUAUCAACGUGACCUGACGUGCAAGUUCAAGGCUUUAGGCGUCGGUUCCAACGGGAGCUAGUCAUUUUGGUUUAUUUUUAAUAAUUUAAAUCGAUCGAUUUGAUCCGAAAAGAAAUUGGCGACAAUCUCCAAUUUAUUCACCAAUUUUAGAUUUAUGGUGAUAUUUGAGUGUUCUAAAUAAAAAAAUGCCCCCAAAAGCGAAUACUAGCGUCAGAAAUUGGUAUUCUUGUGCCCGUACCUCCAUUUUAUCCUUAAUAUCGAUAAUAAUCGAGGGUUGAAAUCGGAGAGUCAAAUUGGCGUUUGCAUCCGCACAAUCUGAUUUGAUGUGACAAUUUAAUCAGAUUGGAGAAAAGUUGUUACCGUCUGAACUAGCCUUAAAGGACGCACUUAUGCGGCAGAAGGAGAUGGAUGUAUGGAUGUUGGCAUCAUGUGUUGCCUGUUAAAGCUCUGUGGCGUCCUUAAUAAAUUUCUACAAUUUGAAGUACCACUAUAAUGGACUGAUGGGUGAUAAUACUCGUAUGCCUAUUUUUUCAUUAAACCCUUAUUAAAUUAAAUUAAAUAUUAUAGGACAUUAUUACACAAAUUGACUAAGUCCCACAGUAAGCUCAAUAAGGCUUGUGUUGAGGGUACUUAGACAACGAUAUAUAUAAUAUAUAAAUAUUUAUAAAUACUUAAAUACAUAGAAAAUACCCAUGUUCAUCACACGAAUAAAUGCCCUUACCAGUAUUUGAACCCGGAACCAUCGGCUUCAUAGGCAGGGUCACUACCCACUAGGCCAGACCGGUCGUCAAGACAGCGAAGUCUUAUAGGCACAAACUAUAUGUGAAAAAAUAAAUCAUUACCACACAAACUGUUAACUCUGUUUUUUUGACAGGAGUAUAAUAUUAUAACAGUUACAAAAUAUCGUGUAGAUGACAUAAUAAAGACGUGCCCAAAAAUGCUAACGAAACCAGCACCUUAUUUUGCCACGUGUAAGUUAUCCGAGCCAAAAACCAAGGUCGCGGGGAUGGAUUAUCGCUAAAUGAAUGCCACGGGAGCUGCUCACGCGCAUGCCGAGGGUUACCCCCGGCACUAUUGUUGUAAUAUGUAUAAUAUUUUAUUAAAAACUUAUUGACAAAUUAUUGCGAGCCAUACUGAGACGAAAUCCUGACUUAUGGCCAGCAGUUGAAUACAACAAAUUAUAUACUUCCUCUUUAAACUUAGUUGAUUUUAUACAGAGAAAUUAAUAGAAACGAAUUUGGGAAUCAAGGUCUUAUGAUCUUAUGGUGAUUAAAUAAAUAUACUAAACAAUGAACCUUAUAUGCAGGCCAAAACCGUACACUGAAACUGAACAGCGCAAGCUCUUUUUACUGCACACCGCGUCAACAUUGGUCUGACAUUCAUCGCACAAGCUUAACUGGUCAAAUAGUUGUACGAGUUUUCGUCUUAAGGAAAUCUCCUCAUACACGGUGUUUUUAUUGAAUUCCGUCAAUACAAUAGUGAAUUUUCGUUUUGUAUAUUUUUUUAUACAAAAUAAUUAAAUGCCGCAUAUUAAAAGCUAAAUAAACAAUUGAAAUAUCAUUUGGACCAUCGAUCGUUUUUAAUGAAUUUAAGUUUAAUAAGAAUGCAGAUUCAAGCGCGUUUAAAACUUAUUGAUAAGUUAUUAUUCUUAUUAAUUAUUAAUAACGUUUUACCAUACCUCCCAUACAACGUAUUAUUUAUUAAGUAAUUAAAUGAACACUAAGCUUACUUUUUACCUGUCUAUGACGUAAAAUUUUAAGGCAUGUUUCCCCAAGUGCUAUAGCGAAUGUCUUCAAGUUGCAUGCGUUGCCAUGGUAAUGUGGAUAGUAAUUUGUUCCUAGGCCACGCCCCCUGGCAGUGAAUGCGUUAAGAGAUAUUGAAGAUACAGGUUGUGAAAUUUGGAAAACCCUUAUAGAAUUAUAAUUCCAAUGAUUGAUUGAUUAGUUUAUAAAUUGACAACCCUAUAUCUCCGUCUAUUGAUCCGUUGGCCCUAGUGCAGACUAUUUAUAUCUAUGUUUUUUUGGAUUUUAGUAUGAAUACGAAACGUCGUUUCGUAAUUUUACCUUUUGUAUUGUUACGUAAUCACUCGUUUCGGAUCAUUAUGAGAAUUAUAUACAUAUAUAAAUAAAUCUCAAAGUUUUAUGACAUCAAUAAUUUUUGUUCUUACUCAUUAACCCUGUUUGUUUCAUUUUUUUUAUUACUUAUACUUAGGUACUUACAUUGUAAUUGAUAUCCUUAUACCACUUACUCGUAGAUGAUUGCAUUCCAUAAAUUUCCUAUGCCGUGAAGAAUAAACUUUUGUUUAGAACUUAGCUUCUAUAUUUUAAAGUAAGCAUUAACAUAAAUCAUGAAAGAACUUUACACAAAUUCUAAGGCUGCUAAUUAAAAAAAAUGGUUUAUACGAAAUAUUCUUAAAGAAAUUUAAUAUCACAUUAUGUUAAAUAACAACUAGACUUCAUGAUGAAAUGCUCAUCCGACUGCGUAUUUGGGUCGAGGCCUGAAUAUGUUGCUUAUACAUUUCGGGUUUUGAACUUAAUUUGCAAUCUCAUUAGAGAUCCGUACUAAGGACGAUGUAUUUAGUUUUUAGUUAGUCUGCGAUAACUAAUGUGCGCUUUAUUUUGGUUAAAAUUGAAGAAAUUUUACACUAAUCUCUUUUUAAACUUUAGAUGUACAUAUUUGCAGUAUUUAUUUUGAUGUACAUAUUUGCAGUAUUUAUUUUAUACUAUCGCCUUAUUGCCAUGCCUACUAAGCUCAUAUCUUAGCAAAGCCUGCAUACCUACGUGUGAAAGUGAUGUGUACCUAACACAUCACUUUUAACGAUUUCGAUGCCUAAUUGAUAUUAGUUCGCCUAAAUUAAGUAACUACUAGGAAAUAGUAGCCGAUAAUCAUCUCAAUUAAGCACUGAACCCUCACCUCGCGAGCCGCCCACACUUCGCGUUCUCAUGCCGCGCCAAAUGACGUCGUACCGGCGACUGUAAACGUCAAACUAUUGCGAAAGCGUGCGAAAUUUUUUACCCGAGAGCCAGAGUGACGCAAGUCCAUUUUUUUUCUACACGCGAUUGUAUUACUAAUUGCUGGAAACGUAUAUCUUAGAAUGGUGUAAAUUUUCCCGUAGGUUUGGGUCACUUGGGCUUUUGGUUAAAGAAUUAAAUGAUGGUAGUGACCUUACGCACCGUGGCGUAACGCGGGCCGCCCCACGUGCCGUUACACAACUUAAAUAAGCUAAAGACUUUUUGCUAUUAGGUAUAAUGGUAUUAAAAAUUGAUUUAGGGUAUAAAAAAGUUCAACGUUGGACCUUAAUAACUUGUGAUAAAAUAAUAAAGGAAUUUAUAUGUAUAAUAUUCUUAUCCUAUACGUAUAGCAAAGUUGUUGUAUUCAAAGCGCGGAUCAGAGUAAAUAUAAUAUUAAAAUAUAUAAUAAUCUUUUAAGCACUAAAAGCUUAUAUUGGUUUACUAAGAAAUAUAUCUUUUCUAAGAAUACAGUUAGACAUACAGAUACCCUAGCCAUUGGAAGCUGAAAUUUUCAUUGUAUGCAUGCAUACAUUAAGGUAACUAGUAUACCUUAUUUCAUUUAUGUAAUUUAUUGUGCUGCGCUGUAACAUAACAUAGGUUGUAAGUUGAUACUAACAAAUAUGGACUGUAUUAUUUGUUUGAGAAUAUAUUUUAUAACAACUGAUGUAGCGGGUAUGAAGAAUUUAAGAAAUUACGAUUUUUACUUUGGAGCAGCCUGUAUGUGAUAGCUCCUGAGGUAAUAAAUCCUAAUAGAAUGGUAUGAAAAGUUCUUCGACCUUUUUAAUUAUCUUUUUCUAAGACACUAAUAAGAUUCUUAUUUCUGAUUGCCGAAUAUUUUUGAAUGAAUUGUCGAAAACACUGCCCGAUUCGAACCAUAAGAUACGUCAAAUAUUAGGUCUAGAAACGAUAUGGAUCGGAUAUGUCAGUGUCAAAAGUGAGUUUUUUUUUGAAGAGUGCCAAUUAUUAACACAGUAUGUUUCUUUUUGCUGUCCAUUAUUGGAAAUAACCUUUGUUUGAAAAUUUAUUUUGUUACUUUUGUUCUAAUUUGAAAAAUAUUAACGUUAGAUCAUUCCUGAAAAGUAACACUAUGUGGGAUUUCAGGGUUUGUCCAAUGGCUAAGCACACACUGUAUAAUAAACACGAAAUAAGCCUCAAUUA